GCGCCGCCCGAGGCUGGCUGAGGAGUCGGCGGCCAUUUUGUUCUUCUCGUGGUUCCAGUAGGGGAGAGAAGGGGGAAGAGCAAGGAGUGAGGCGGUUGGGGGGACCCGCCGCGGCUGCUGCCACCGCCGCCACCACCCGCCUCUGCUCGUGGCGUGAGAAGAAGGGGUGUGAGUCCUAGGCGCGAGCCAGCGGCGGUGCCGCUGCGGGAGGGUCGGCGGUGGGGAGGCGAUGGCGGAUAUAGAUAAACUCAACAUCGACAGCAUUAUCCAACGGCUGCUGGAAGUGAGAGGGUCCAAGCCAGGUAAGAAUGUCCAGCUACAGGAGAAUGAAAUCAGAGGACUGUGCUUGAAGUCUCGUGAGAUCUUUCUCAGUCAGCCUAUCCUACUAGAACUUGAAGCACCACUCAAAAUAUGUGGUGAUAUCCAUGGACAAUACUAUGAUUUGCUUCGUCUUUUUGAAUAUGGUGGUUUCCCACCAGAAAGCAACUAUCUGUUUCUUGGGGACUAUGUGGACAGGGGGAAGCAGUCAUUGGAGACUAUCUGCCUUUUACUGGCCUACAAAAUCAAAUAUCCAGAGAAUUUUUUUCUCCUCAGAGGGAACCAUGAAUGUGCCAGCAUCAAUAGAAUUUAUGGAUUUUAUGAUGAAUGUAAAAGAAGAUACAACAUUAAACUAUGGAAAACUUUCACAGACUGUUUUAACUGUUUACCAAUAGCAGCCAUCGUGGAUGAGAAAAUAUUCUGCUGUCAUGGAGGUUUAUCACCAGAUCUUCAAUCUAUGGAGCAGAUUCGACGAAUUAUGCGACCAACUGAUGUACCAGAUCAAGGUCUUCUUUGUGAUCUUUUGUGGUCUGACCCCGAUAAAGAUGUCUUAGGCUGGGGUGAAAAUGACAGAGGAGUGUCCUUCACAUUUGGUGCAGAAGUGGUUGCAAAAUUUCUCCAUAAGCAUGAUUUGGAUCUUAUAUGUAGAGCCCAUCAGGUGGUUGAAGACGGAUAUGAAUUUUUUGCAAAGAGGCAGUUGGUCACUCUGUUUUCUGCACCCAAUUAUUGUGGAGAGUUUGACAAUGCAGGUGCCAUGAUGAGUGUGGAUGAAACAUUAAUGUGCUCCUUUCAGAUUUUAAAACCUGCAGAGAAAAAGAAGCCGAAUGCCACAAGACCUGUAACACCUCCAAGGGUUGGACCAGGCCUGAACCCGUCCAUUCAGAAAGCUUCAAAUUAUAGAAACAGUACUGUUCUGUAUGAGUGACCGAUUAUGCUUUCUUUAUUCUGCGGUGAAGUUGAGGCUUAUAAGUCAAAACAAAGGAAAUAACUUGCUGUCCACCAGUUUAUACAGAAUUCACAGUAUCUAUGACUUUUUUAAACUAAGAUCUGUUAAAAAAAAAAAAAGAAAGAAAGAAAUCUGUUUCAACAGAUGACCGUGAACAAUACCAUGUGGUGAAAAAGAAUUCAGACUUAUUAAAUGACAAACUUGUUAAAUCUUCUCAGUGUCUAUUUAUCAGCACAAUACACACAGGAAAACUGUUGAUGGUAUAUUGAACAGAUUUUAAUGAAUAAAUUGCUCUGGAAACCACA
Messenger RNA from Heterocephalus glaber (naked mole-rat), 1569 nucleotides. It is a transcript of the gene Ppp1cc, whose product is annotated as protein phosphatase 1 catalytic subunit gamma. The record is from RefSeq and is a predicted model, not a curated record. NCBI's taxonomy places the organism in Eukaryota, Metazoa, Chordata, Mammalia, Rodentia, Bathyergidae. Gene Ontology annotation, molecular function: protein serine/threonine phosphatase activity. Gene Ontology annotation, cellular component: nucleus; cytoplasm.